CCCGAAAGUUCCUCUGGAGUGCCUCCUGCAGCCAACUUUCUUCUAGGAGUCCUACCAGCUCCCCGGUGACCUCCCGAGAGUUGUAGCCCCUCCUCCCCGGUGCCCCCGCAAGGAACCGGGGUCCCAGGCUUGCAGAGCGGGUUGUCCGCGGGGCUACGAGAAACAUCUGGCUUUUGCCCCUUCCCGGUGAUUCCUUCGCUCCGGUAGCGGGGCCGGCAGCUUUGGGAGCGGCUGAGCCCGGAGCGUCAGCCAGCAGCUCCCGGGCCCAGUCUCGCUCGUGCUUUCCUCCUGGCCAAAACUUUCUGAAGCCGCUGGACGCUCAGGGCUUAUUUCUUCCAAAGUGUGCGGGACGUGUCAGACAGGAAGGGAUCCUGCUGCGCCUGGUAUCUGCUGGAGGAGGAGGGGCAGUAGCCUCUCUCCCCGUUCCCAUUCCCAGGUGGCUGUUUUCCUGUGUUUCAUGUUUCACUUGUGUCUCCCCUGCAAGAUUUCUGUCAUCUUCUACAACUGGGCAAGUCUUUGGAAGUCUUCUCCAGGGAAUUUCCAGCAGUUCGGACUGAUGAUCCAGAAAUCUCUUGAGGUGAACUGUGUGACAGAAUAAAGCAGGCAAAUACAAUCCAGAAACAGAUUGGCUCCUCUUAUAAGAGAAAACAAUUACAGGUUUCUGCAAGUGACAAAUGUGAAGAUACGUCUCUUCUGAUGUGACACUUGAGUCUUAGCGAUGACACUCCGAGUUUUCACCGAAAAUUAAAUAUGACUUAGGAACAUCGAACCUUGGGAAGGUUUAUGAUGUCAUCGGUUGCCAGGGGCAGCAAAAUCCAGCAGGCUGUCAGCCUGCAGGGAGUUGACCCAGAAACAUGCAUGAUAGUAUUUAAAAAUCACUGGGCACAGGUUGUGAAAAUCUUGGAGAAACAUGACCCUUUGAAAAAUGCCCAGGCAAAAUACGGAUCUAUCCCUCCAGAUGAGGCCAGUGCCGUCCAGAAUUAUGUGGAACAUAUGCUUUUCCUGCUGAUUGAAGAGCAGGCUAAGGAUGCUGCUAUGGGACCCAUUCUGGAGUUUGUGGUCUCAGAGAACAUCAUGGAGAAGCUAUUCCUUUGGAGCUUGAGGCGAGAAUUCACUGAUGAAACUAAGAUCGAACAGCUGAAGAUGUAUGAGAUGUUGGUGACCCAGUCCCACCAGCCUCUGUUGCACCACAAGCCCAUCUUGAAACCUCUAAUGAUGUUGUUGAGCUCUUGUUCUGGGACAGCCACACCAGCUGUGGAGGGAGAGCUGGUUGUCUUGCUCAAUCAGCUCUGCUGCAUCCUAGCCAAAGACCCAUCCAUUUUGGAACUCUUUUUCCAUACUAGUGAGGAUCAAGGAGCUGCCAACUUCCUCAUUUUCUCCCUUCUAAUUCCCUUCAUUCAUCGUGAGGGGACAGUGGGACAGCAGGCACGAGACGCUCUCCUUUUCAUCAUGGCCCUCUCAGCUGAGAACAGCAUGGUGGCCAACCACAUUGUGGAGAACACCUACUUUUGUCCAGUGCUAGCAACGGGAUUAAGUGGCCUCUACUCAUCUUUGCCUACGAAACUUGAGGAGAAGGGUGAUGAGUGGCACUGCCUUCUGAAGGAUGACUGGUCACUUUUGCCUUCUCUAGUCCAGUUCAUGAAUUCCCUGGAGUUUUGCAAUGCAGUCAUACAGGUUGCCCAUCCCCUGAUUCGUAACCAGCUUGUCAACUACAUUUACAAUGGGUUCUUAGUCCCAGUGUUGGCGCCUGCUCUCCACAAGGUAACCGUGGAGGAGGUGAUGACCACGACGGCGUACCUGGAUCUCUUCCUGCGCAGUGUCUCGGAGCCAGCCCUCCUUGAGAUCUUCCUUCGUUUUAUCCUCCUGCACCAACAUGAAAACGUCCACAUCCUAGACACGCUGACGAGUCGGAUCAACACCCCAUUUAGGCUGUGUGUGGUGUCUCUGGCGCUCUUCCGGACCCUUAUUGGCUUACAUUGUGAAGAUGUAAUGCUGCAGCUGGUUCUCAGGUACCUAAUCCCGUGCAACCAUAUGAUGAUGAGUCAAAGGUGGGCUGUGAAAGAAAGAGAUUGCUAUUCUGUUUCUGCUGCUAAGCUCCUUGCUCUGACCCCCGUGUGCUGCUCCAGUGGGAUCACCCUGACUCUUGGGAACCAGGAAAGGGACCACAUCCUUUGGUCCAAGUUCAUGCACAAUGAUUCAGGCCCUGGAGAGCAGCGUCCUCCUGGGGAAAUGUCUCCGUCAGCCUGCAUUGUGGAGUAUGGGAAAGCCUUGGACAUUAGCUACCUUCAGUACCUUUGGGAGGCCCACAAUAACAUCAGCCACUGCAUGAAGGACUGCCAAGUUUGGUCUGCUCUUUAUGAUGGAGAAUCCCCUGAUCCUGAUACCUUUCUCUCCAGUCUGAAGGAGGAGAACAAUAAAAAUGUGUCCUACCCAGUGCUGAGGACGCACCAGCAGUUACCCGGCCAUCCCUGUUCUCAGCUCACGCACAAGAAGGAGAAGAGCCAGACAGACCUGGAAUGGGAUGACAGCUAUGAUACGGGAAUGUCUGCUCAGUCAGGAGGUAGCCCCUCUCAGCCCUGUGAGGAUUUGGAGACCCCAGCUCCUCCGGUCCCCAUAGAUCCCCCCAAGCACAUCCAGGAGAUGAAGAAGAAUGCCAUCAUGAUGUUCAAAGGCUCUUACAUAGAGGAAUCUGACUUUCAGGAUGAUGUCAUGGUUUACAGGCUCUGUGCUGAGAAAGAUGCCCAGGACAGCCACAAUGAGCCUCUGAAGUCCUCGAGGUCCCCCCUGAACAAUGGGCCCCUUGAUUGUUCCCAGCCACAAACAGAUUCUGAGGAAGAACCAGAUAGGAUCAAUGCAAGCUUGAGUCAUGAAGAGCCUGAGGAAUCCUACCAGAGCCCUUCCAGGGCGGCCUCACCAUCUGUGUCUGAGUCGGCCCAAGCUGCACCUCUGGAGGCAGACCACAAUUCUGGGGUGAUGGCGGCCAGCCCAGAUGGUGAAGACUUCCUUACCCAGUAUGAGAAAAUCAUAAAAGAACUGGACUCGGGCUCUGAGGGUUUGAUGGAAGACAGUUUCCCAACACCUGCUCCCUCACCUCCUGUGCCAGAGGAGGAAGGGGAGAAGAAGGGAGAAGCAAAGGAAGAAGAGGAAACAAGUGAGGCAGAGGAAAGAAAGGAAGAAGAGGAAGAGGAAGAUGACUUUGAGCAUUUUGUGGCUGAGGCUCCUUCAGCAGAAAGCUUACCUUCCCCAUUUGGGAUGAAAGAUCAGACUGCCUUUCCUAGUCGUCAUGCGAGGACUCAAGGGGCCCCCUUUACAGGACCAUUCAUCAGUGUGGUGCUGUCGAAGUUGGAGAACAUGCUGGAGAACUCCUUGCAUGUUAAUUUGCUGCUUAUCGGGAUCAUUACUCAGCUGGCCAGCUACCCCCAGCCCCUCCUCCGAUCUUUCUUGCUUAACACCAACAUGGUCUUUCAGCCCAGUGUUCGAUCCUUGUAUCAGGUUCUUGCAUCUGUGAAAAACAAAAUCGAGCAGUUUGCCUCCAUAGAGAGAGAUUUCCCAGGCCUUCUCAUACAAGCCCAGCAAUACCUGCUUUUCCGAGUGGACAUGUCCGCUAUGACCAAUGAGGAAAUAACCAAAGAUCACAGUCAGGACUCCUACUCAACAUCGGCUGGAAGGAACAUUUUGGACAGUCCUUCGAGGAUGCUUCAGCCUUUCCUACCCAACAGAGGGAAGAGGACAGGGACCCUUCCUAGCAUCCCUCUGCCUGUGAGGAACACCAUGCUGGCUGCUGCCCUUUUCCCAGAGUUUCUGAAGGAACUGGCGGCCUUGGCCCAGGAGCAUUCAAUUCUAUGCUACAAGAUCCUGGGUGAUUUUGAGGAAUCUUAUUGUUAGCCCUUAAAAAAAAAAAAGCAAACAAAAAACCAAGUUUGUGCAGUUUUAAAAAAGGGUUUUAGUGUUUUGACCGAUUUUUAAAUACAAAGCUGCUUAUAAAAAUUUCUACUUUGAUAUUUCCUGACAAUACUUGAUCUGGGAAGGGAAUAAUCUCUUUAUAUAUUCUCUCUCACCACUGGGCCCUUAUGAUCUUAUGCUGUGUAGAAAGUCUCAUAAGGUGAUAGUUUGCAAGAGGGCUUCUCAUUUUGCUCAACUUCUCCCCCAAUUUUUUGUUGGUCAUCCCUUUCUCUCCCCUCCCUUGGGCCUUUCAGCUGAGUAUGCAUCUGGUCUCCAAUUGGACAGACAUUUGUUUGGGGCUACCCUGGGAGUCCCAGGCAUGCUCCACUCCUUUGGAAUCUCUCAUCACCAGGCACACCUUAACUUCUCCGGUGCCUUAAUGAGGGGAAACAAUUCCCAAUUGAACAUGCCUGAGACUUAGCAGACUGCUCCUCUGGCCUUCAGUUCAAGUCACCAGGUUCCUUAGAAGGAAGAAUGGAAAGAAAUGGAACCCUUGGGUCUUCCUUGCAUCCACUGAAAUCAAGCAUCUCCCUGCAAAACAAGUGUGCUGUUCAGUUUAUCUUGCCUUAGGGUGCGGGAAGCCUCCAGCUCACAGCUGGCCUCCAGGAAAGUCAGAUGGAGUGCUGAGCCUGGCAAGAAGUAGGAAUGCAUGGAAUUUCCCCAUUGUGUUUGUGAGCAAGACUUACUUUCAUCAGCCUUCCCUUGCUCCCUGAAUGCAGAAGUGAGCCUAAUCUGGUGAGAUUUGCACAUAAUAAAAUGUUCCUAUGCAAGUGGCAACCUUGUUUUUUAGGAGACUGAUUUAUUUCUGUCUUCACCAACUAAAGAAAGGCCAGCAUCGUUUACUCAUGUCUGAAGGACAAUUAGAAUUAUUUUUCAAGUGCUCCCAAAAAGGAAACCUAUAGACUCUGAGACAAUUUCAUUGCAUUUGUGGAAUAGGGCUUUUAGCACUUGUGUAAACUAAGUACUAUGUGUAGAAACACUGGUGAUUUUAUACAGUUGUGUACUUUUUCUGAUAUGUUGUUGCACUCUGUAGAGGGGUGCUGUGUGCUGUUCUCUCCCCUCCACCCCGGGAGCCAGGUGAGUAGAUGCACACAGGUUCCUAGGAUCUGUGCUGAGCCAAGUAGUUGCUACUGCCUCACUCCAUGAGGAAAUUCUGCUUCCUGAGUAAUGGGGUUUAUUAGGAGGGCCUAAGAUGGGAUGUAUGAGCGCAUCACUGUAGCCACCUCACUAUCCUCCCAGUUCUACAGAUAUGCCUUAAACCACCCCGGAAGGGAGAAACUGAAAAAUAAUUGUGAUCAAAACAUGAUUCCAGAUGUAAACAUUAUUUGGAGUGUUGAAUUCUCUCACUGUGCCCCAUGCCACCUUCCACCCCCAUCCUCUUGUUUUCAAGCAAAGCUCUCCAGGGUAGAAAAACCAAUUCAUAAUAAGCCAGCAGUAUUAUGAAGGAAGGAGAUCAAAAAGUCUAGCUUCCUGCUCUGUUUGGGUGAGAAAAACAGAUGGAGUCCCCUGGGCUGGGCCUGUCCCCAUGAAGUAAACUUCUUCUCUAGAGACCAGUUAAGAUGACUUUGAAGUGCUGGUUUAAUCCUGAUGGAAGCUGAGAAGGCAGGAGAGGAGCUUGGAGAAGGCACCAGCAUUGGCCGUUUUAAAGAUCCUGAAGUAAACAGAACAUGAGGUAUGGUGCCUAUCAAAUGGAAGACUUAGGAAAUAAGAGGGAAUUUGACCUAGGCUAGAGCUAGGAGGUAACAUGGCUUAACGAAAAGACCAGCUGAAUUCUGCUCCCUCUGUGGCCCUGGAGAAAGCACUUAAGCCUUCAGACCUCAGUUUCCUCACAUGAAAUGAAGGAGUUAGGGGGUUGGACUAGAUUUCUAAUAAAAUCUCUUCUAAUUCUAAGUCUUCUGAUCCUAUGACCUCUUAGGGAUUAUAUUUAAGCCUUAGUUCUGGAAUUCUCAGUGAGAAACCAAAAUCCCAUUUUUUUUUUUUCCUGACUUGAAAAUCUUUGCCUUAAAAAAAGCUCAUUGGCCAGCAGUGGGGCAGCCUGAGCAUUUCAGAAUGGAAACCUCUCACCAGCGUGAAUCUCUAGGCCUUGGUUCUUUUUUCAAAUCCCCAUAGGUCUCUAUUUAGAAGAGAAUAUGGUUUGCUAUGCAGAGAGAGCUAACUGUGGAGAUACUUAAGUCAGGAAAAGGGUUGUGGGAGUGGGUGGGAGGGGGGUGAGGAAGGACUUUUAAGCUGUCAUUUCAUGGGAUGAUUUAAAUCUCUCAAACCAAAACCUUUGAACUUUAUGUUCCUCAAGUAUUUCCUUCUGUUUAGACUCACUAUCUAAUUAAAUCGCUUAUGUGGCUUGCCAAAAGGAUUUGCUCCUACUUUUCUGCAUUAUCUUUUUCGGAUCUGUUAUAAAAAGACUCUGUGGUUGCUGUCUUUGGGGAAGAAUAAGAAUUUGUUUUUUAUGACUCAUAUCUUCUUUAGUUAACUAUCUGCCUUCUCCAUCAAUGCCCCUAAUGGAAGAAAAGGUGAUAUGCAUCACUCAUCACAGGGGUUGCAGAGAAGCCUUUAACCUACAUGUACAGAAAUCAAGUUAGCCCUCUACUGAUUUUUGAAUUUAAAACAUAGGACAUGGCUAUUUGUGAACACAUACUGCACCUCCAAAGCAUGGCCCUUCAAAGCUAUGAGGGUUAAGUUUGGGGACAAACUGACCCCUGGAAGCCAGGUCUAAAUAAGAGUAGGUGUUUGGGGUGGGUAUCAUGUAUGCUGCUCCUCUUGAGAAUGCUCUGGAGAAGGUGGUGAGGGAGUAAAUGGAAUGAGGUGGGCAAGGGGAAAAUGGGGAGUCGGUUAUGAUGGCAACACCACAGAAGAGCAACAGAGGUUUGUGUGGCUUAAUAAGGCAGCAAAGAAGUUAAUCCUGAACGACCUGUGAAGUUAAGCUGAUUUAGGGGCAUGAAAGGAAAGGAAUCUAUUUGUAGAAAACUUGAAAGAUAGAUCCUGAUAAUAUAAGGUACUGAAAAUGGAAAAGGGGUGAUAAUGAAGGACCCCUUGUGCAACAAUCAGGAUAAGUAAGAAGUUAAGAUGGAAAUAAAAGCAAGAUAAAUGCCUACUUUUCUUCCUGGCCCCUAGGAACUCUCACUUAAAAAAAUAGGGAAUAGCUGCUUCUGCUAUAAUGUAAAACAGAAAAGGAAUUUGGAGGAGGAUGACCAUGGAAGAAGAUUAUUUUUGAGUUUCUAAAAAUAAGAAUAGUGGCCAGAUUAUAAUACAGUGUGAUUGACAGAGUUCUCCUAGAUUGGGAGCCGGUGAGGCUGGGUUCCUUUCUCUGCUGUUAUGUGACCUUACCUAAGUGACCAUACCUCUGUGAACCUCAGUUUCUUCAUAUGUAAAACAAGGGUUGAAUUUGUUGAUUCUUCUGGUCCUUUCUGCUUCUAAAUCUGUGAUCUUUGGUUGCUCGAAUGCAAAGAAAGAAGUAAGGGCACUAUAGCCUUGUUGAUUUGGUCCUGAGGUGGGGCUGUGUCAGUUUUGUAGACUCGGGGAAGGAAGGGUACCCACUAGGACACAGACUGGGUGAGGGGUUGCCCAUUUCAGCUUUAAUCUCAAUUCCAGUUUCAACACCUGUAUUCUGAGAUGACCACAUUUUAUCAUUCAAAGUACAGUAGAGCAUGUAUAUCUGGCAGCCUGAUUUCGAAAAUGGGCAAAUACUUUAGUUUAAAAAAUAUCGGGGGAGGGUUCUGAAAGGGAGUGGGGGUGGGGUGGAGGAAGAAAUUAGGCAAGGUUGAUCCUGAUAGUUUAUCUUCAACUUUAACUUCCACUAGUAGAGAUGGGAAUACUACUGCUAAGUACUUUUUUCGUUCAUCUUAGAGGAAUUAUAGGAAAUGGGUUUUCUUUAUGGCCCCAUGCUUUGCUCUGGGGAGGUGGAAGAGGGGGAGUGGAAGAUGAUCCUGAGUUUGUCAAGUUUGUGGGUGUAUGUAUCUGGUCCACUCAGCGAAACUCUUUCCACUUGGGGAAAUGGAUGGGUUUUAUUGGUCUCAGUUGUAGUAGACUUAAAAGUCAGUAUCAUUUGGGUUGACAGAAGCAUCUUUUUGUGGCUGGAGGCUGCAAAGCAUUUUGCUUGCUUGUGCUAUCAGACCUUCUCAGGGGGCAGCCACCAAUUUUCAUGGCUGGGUUUGGAUAUUUGUGCUUAUUAAGGAAGCUAUCUUCCUAGCCAAGGAAGAGACAUUUUCUCGUUGCCCUCUACUUGUGUACUGUAAGGCAGAAGGGCCAGUGUACACCCUGUUCUCUCCAUGUUUCUCAUUUCUUUUUCUAGAGGUUCUUGGCUUUCUGCAUCUUUUGGGAUGGUUUGGAGCUAAGACAAGGGUGGCCCAUUCUGGACCUGGAGGCACACAAGCAAGCAUGGGGUGAUGUUCUUCCCUACAGAAGCCCUUGCUUUUUUUUUUUUUUUUUUUAAACACCCAUACUACUGGCCCAUGUUUGCCAUAGGUCCCCAGCUUCUGCUUCAGGGCUGCUUGAUUUAAUCAGCCAUUACUAGUGCUGUGUUUACGGAAAUGGCUGUCCCCGCUGGCCAUUUGUAUGAAAGAUUUUAUUGCAGGAUGGCUAUGAUUACACAUGCUACUACUUGGUUGUACAUGAACCUCAGCUAGCCUGGCAGUAUUAACUGUAGCAGGGGACAGGCAGUGGGGUCAAGCUAGCAGCUAUAGGUCACUCUGCUCCCUGCCCUGGGCCCCCUUGGAUGUUAGCCAUUAGUUUGCACCUCCCUUGACACCCAACUCUAUGCCAAAUCACUCCUAAGAACAGAGUAGUGGAAAGGUUUAGAUCCCCUCAUCCUUACAGAAAUUAUGUAACUGAGUAAAACACUUCUUAGGACAAAAUAGAGUUAACUUUUUGGAAUGGCCUUUCUUAAACCUAAUAUUCAUUAGCAAAAAAGCUCUCAGAAGGGGGAAAGACUUGUCUCCCAGAUGAUUCUGUGCCCAUAAAUCGUUUCUUCACUCAAGCAGUUAAUAGCCCAUUAGCAAGCAACUAGUCCUUGUUCUGGAGGGCAGAUUAUCCUGGCAGCUCAUUAACUGGGUAAACUGGGCUUUGGCCAAAUG
Vombatus ursinus (common wombat) is the source of this 9008-nucleotide messenger RNA. It is a transcript of the gene FHIP1A, whose product is annotated as family with sequence similarity 160 member A1. The transcript has 14 exons. The coding region runs from base 784 to 3885 and encodes 1033 amino acids. The record is from RefSeq and is a predicted model, not a curated record. Lineage: Eukaryota; Metazoa; Chordata; Mammalia; Diprotodontia; Vombatidae.